UUUUAUUUACCGUUGUUUCAUUAAAAACACUUUGGCAAUACUGUAUAUACACAACAUGUGUGAGGCUACUAUAUCCAAUACCAAAGAACAAGAAUUUCAGCUUCUUAUGCCAUGCCCAUCUCUUCCGCAUUGGCUCAGAAAACAGUGCACUUAUCCUGCAUAAUUUAUUAGACCAGCUUUCUGGAACAUCGUACAUCCAGAAUAGCUUUCAACCCUAGCGCAAGUACAAUGAAAAAGAACAGAUGUAAGUGGCAUUUGGUAUCCCCCAAAACGCAUGUAAAACAUAGGUGCAUGUUCUAUUAAGGCAGAAAUCAGCAAGCUUCCUGCUUGUUACUGAAGGCAGUUGGUGAAGGUUUUUGAAAAGUAAGCUCAGCCUGCACAUAAUAGGAAGAGCAAAUGCAAUCACGGAUGUGGCUGCAGAACAGCCGUUAUACAUUGAGCUCUGCACUGUACCAAGCCAAUGUACACAGCCAUGAACCCUGAGGAACAGACCGUCACUUGGCUGAUCUCUCUGGGUGUGUUGAGUUCUCCCAAGAAAAACAUAAGCAAUCCUGCUGACUUCUUGAAAUGUUCCCUGAAAGACGGGGUGGUGCUCUGCAAACUUAUGAACCGCCUCCUUCCAGGGUCUGUAUUUAAGGUUAACCCAGAACCCAAAAGUGAAGAGGACUGCAUUGAAAACAUCAAAGGAUUUCUGACGGCAUGUACAGCACUACAGAUAGAGCUGUUUGAUCCAUUUGAUCUCUACACUGGGGAGAACUUCUCUAAAGUCCUAAACACUCUAUCUGCUGUUAACAGAGCAACUGAAAAUCCGACCUCAGGGAGACCAUGUUCAGGAAGAUUAUCUCAGUGCCAUAGCAUUCCAGUUUGUAUUCCGAAAAAUUCACAAGGAACAGAUUGUUCUACCAGAGUGCUGAAGAGGCAGUCAAAAACUCUGGACAUGACUGGAAAUGGCAGCUGCCAGUUAGUUGUGAAAGCCAGGUUUAACUUCAAUCAGGAAAAUGAAGAUGAGCUCUCUUUUUGUAAAGGGGAGACCAUCUACGUUACCAGAGUUGAAGAGGGGGGCUGGUGGGAAGGCACGCUAAAUGGAAAAACUGGAUGGUUUCCUAGUAAUUAUGUUAAGGAAUUUAAAUCCAAUGAUAAACCACUCUCCCCAAAAGCAGUGAAAGCAUGUGAAACGGCACAACUAACAAAAAAUUAUUAUACUGUGGUAGUGCAAAAUAUUCUGGAAACUGAGCGAAGCUACUCCAAAGAACUCCAGUUACUGCUUUCCACUUACCUCCGACCACUUCAAUCACAUGAUAAAAUAAGUGCUGUGGAUGUCAACUCAUUGCUUGGAAACUUUGAAGAAAUCUGCACAUUUCAACAAACACUAUGCCAGGCCUUAGAAGAAUGUGGAAAGCUACCAGAAAAUCAUCAGAAAGUUGGUGGCUGCCUUUUGAAUGUCUUCAAUCAGUUUAUGUCCUUAUACUUAUCCUAUUGCUCCAAUCAUCCUAUGGCCGUUCAUGUUCUCACACAGCAAAGUGAUGAACUUGGGACAUUUAUGGAGAACCAAGGAGCACCAAUACCAGGUAUUCUCAUGCUGACCACAAGCCUUAGUAAACCCUUCAUCAGACUAGAAAAAUAUGUCACCCUCUUACAAGAACUGGAAAGACACAUGGAGGAAGCACACCCAGAUCACAAAGAUGUUCUUAAAGCAACUGCAGCUUUCAAGACUCUUGUGGCCCAAUGCCAAGAUGUGCGCAAGAGAAAACAGCUGGAGCUGCAAAUUCUUUCAGAUCCCAUUCAGGGCUGGGAAGGAGAAGAUAUUAAAACUUUGGGUACCCUAGUCUUCAUGUCACAGGUUAUGGUACAAAGUGGAACAAAAGAGGAAAAAGAAGAACGAUAUUUCAUGUUGUUUCCAAAUGCACUGUUAAUGCUUUCUGCUAGCCCACGGAUGAGUGGAUUCAUUUAUCAGGGGAAAUUACCUUUAACUGGAAUGUCAGUUGUGAAAUUAGAAGAGAAUGACACCACCAAUCAUGGUUUUGAAAUUGCAGGUACAAUGAUAGAGAGGAUUGUUGUCUUCUGCAACAAUAACAACGACUGUCAUGAAUGGCUAGAGCACUUGCACCGUCUCACCAAAGGAACCCGUUCACAUGCCGUGCUGUGUAAGACACAGUCUCUGACACUGACUUCGCUUACCGAUAGAAAACAGAUCUCACCAUCUCACUACUCAUUACCUCCACGAGGAGCUUUGGAACCAGCUAAAAUCUAUAAAGCCUGGACCUUAAGUUGUCUACGUCCAGCUCCACCACUCAGACCUUCAUACGCACUAGGUUACAAAGAGAGGAUGUCUUAUAUCUUUAAGGAUUCCAGCAAAAGCCCAAAAAACGUGAAGAAGUUUCUUCCAAAACGAAAAACAGAAAGAAAGCCUUCAGAUGAUGAUUCUGGUUUCAGGAAAAGCACUGUUGCUUUAGAAGAAGAUGCACAAAUUCUCAAAGUGAUAGAGGCAUAUUGCACUGGUGCAGGAUUCCAGCAAAGCCAUUGUUCUGCAGGUUCACGUAAAGAUUCUGUUGCACAAGUGUUGCUACUUGAGGAAGAAAAUCUCAUAAUUAAUGAGCAGAGAACCAAUGGCCAAGCAGUUUCAGAAGAAAAGAGCCUUGUAGAUACAGUCUAUGCAUUACGAGAUGAAGUCAUGGAACUAAAACAGGAGAAUAAAAGAAUGAAACAAUCGUUGGACGAAGAACAGAAGUCACGAAAGGAACUAGAAAAGUUAGUUUGGAAGAUAAUGAAACAAGCCAAUGACUCCUCUCGGGAUGAUCCUUCCCAUUAGAGUCAAUGGUCAGAUUUGGUUUUCUAUGGACUGCAUCCCUAAUUUGUAUUCAUCUGAGAAAUGUUUCAGUCUGUCAUUGUCUAAAUGGUCAAUGGGACUCUGUGAAAAAUGUUUUAAGGAGCCUUUCAACAACUUAAAGCUGUGUUUUAUCUUCACUGAUAAGAGUUUUACAGACUUUGACAGUUUCGUGUACAUACAAAAUGCAUACCUACCAACUAUGAGCUAAAAGGAAAAGUGUUUGAUUACCAUUUUGAUUUCUCAGUAGGGCUUUCUUUGUGUGUGCUACUAUUCAUUUCUAAAUGGCACAACUUUAACAAAUUAGCACAAUUACCCCAGGUACUGCCUGGGUGCAAUAGACCAUAGCAACCAAUAACAUAUUUGCUUUUGAAACAGGUGAUUAAUACAUUCUACCUGGUGAUUGUUGCUAUAGGUGAUUAGACCUGUAGCAAAUGUUGCACCUUUUAUUACAUAACACCCAUAAUUAUGCAAAUACUGACCUGGAUAGGGGCAUAGCUUACUUAAAGGACCUGCUUGGAAUGGAUAGUUCUUUUUACUGCAUGUAAUCUGGUCAGUUUGGGGAAUAAGUUAAAAUAUCCUGAAUUUUAGACCACCAAUUUAAAAACCAAGGCAAGAGCAUUUAGGGACAUUUUCUGCUUUUGCCUGUUUAUCAGCUGACAAUCAUGAGGCAAACAUUGGCUUAAAAAACACAAAUAAUAUUUCUGAUUAGCCAUCAAUGUUAUUGUAAUGAGAUUGCUAAGAGUAGAGCAUCAAUUGGUAUAAUAAUAAUAAUAUUAUUUUCUUAAUAAGAGAUAUUACUUAUAGGUAUGUCAUAAAGUGAGACCAAAUAAAAUAGCAUGUAUUCAUUUAAAGGGGAACUCUGGCUUCCAAACCAAAAUUUGAUAAAGAGGACCACAUAACACUUAAACCCCUAAAAUAUCCAUCACAGUUACCUGUUUCUUCAAAAAGUAUGGAUUAAUGUCAUUUUCUAUGCUGAAAUCCAGCUGGUUAACAGUUCUUCUCAUUCUGCAUCAUU
Xenopus laevis (African clawed frog) is the source of this 3842-nucleotide messenger RNA. RefSeq names its product Rac/Cdc42 guanine nucleotide exchange factor 6 L homeolog (gene arhgef6.L). Gene Ontology annotation, biological process: lamellipodium assembly; intracellular signal transduction. Bases 461 to 2809 code for a protein of 782 amino acids. Lineage: Eukaryota; Metazoa; Chordata; Amphibia; Anura; Pipidae. Gene Ontology annotation, molecular function: guanyl-nucleotide exchange factor activity. The record is from RefSeq and is a predicted model, not a curated record. Gene Ontology annotation, cellular component: lamellipodium; cytoplasm. The transcript is spliced from 22 exons.